AAUCCAAACAAAAUUGCGAAUUUGCUAAAAGCAUAUUCUUAAAGAUAAGUUUACCGUUAAUUCCACCAACGACGCCCUCAAAAUGGCGGAUCACAAGUAUAAGCUUUUCAAUGCGGUCGAUCCCAGCAAAGUAAAAGUUCCCUUUAAUCAGAAAUUUGCCAAUUUGACGCUAUCCUCCCACAAAAAACGACAACAGAUAUCCUUGGAUCCAAAGGAGCACACUGAAAAGAGGAAUCCUCGGGAGCAAAGUCUGCAGAAAACUCAUACCAUGCGCGGAAAUGUUGGUGCUCCGCCCUGCCCAGAAAAUACGGAGGACACGCAACCGGAUCUUGAUAGUUCUGAUUACAUGGACGCCCUGCAACUGAGCGGCGACGGCUGUAGCCAGGAUGUGGCGGAUCCGGAUGUAGAGCAAAUGUCCGCCGGCAUUAGCAAUUUGACAAUGCAGCCAAAGGAGCAGCAGCUACCCUCCAAUCAAGAGACUUCCAUUUGCAUUUCCUCCACGACGGACGAGAACGCCUCCUGCAUUACAAUAUCCGAUUCCAGCGAGGACGAAGACGAGGAUGAGCCCCUGCCCCCCGAUAGCAUGGCUGUUAGCGAUCGAGCACUCAAUUCCGAUCAGGAAGCCAUACCGCCGCCCACACUUACCAACGAGAAGGUUCAGCGCAUUGAGGCCUUCCUGCGCGAUGUCUCCAUGAAGCGACGCGAGAUGGAGCAGAAUGGCCCCCAAACACCAUCCCCCCUCUCGUCUACUAAGCACCAAUCCCGGCUAGCAGAGGCCGACACCGAAUCCAUGUCACCCAACGACGAGGACUGGCAGCCACCGGUUACCAGACCGAUAGACAGCAGUAAGCGACUGGCAGACAACGAAACGCUGGUGGAUACUAUCUGCUCGGCGGAGGUGACUCAACUGGACACCAGCAAGAGGCUGGCGGAUGACGAAACGGAGGCGAACACCCUGGCAUCCGAAGAUCUCAAAUCCAGAGACGGCAGCAAGCGACUGGCGGAAAAUGAUACGGAACUCAACACGUUGUGCUCCAACAGUCACAACUCGACGCUGAACGACGAGGAGCAGCCCGUUCCGGAGGAACCAGUUGAGAUACCGGAAACCAGUAGCGAGGGCGAACCGACGCCAAAGAAACCCAGUCCUGCUUCGUCAAUAUCUGGCGAAAAUGAGCUUGGUUCUUUCCAAGUGAGCAGAAUUAAUAUCUCGGCCAAGAUCAACAUAAAAAUAAGCAUUCCCACUAUGGAGUCCAGUUCGACGUCGGAUGAGGAGCAGCAGUAUCCUUCGCCCAGGAACAUCAAGUCCUUGGCCAGCUCAGAGGAGGUGCAGCACCAGGAGCAGCGACGGAAAGAACGAUCGGUGCACCAAAAAUCCAUGCUGUCCACGGGUGAUGCUUCCGAGGAUGAGCAGUUCCUCACCCAUGCCGAGAAGCUGCUUAACCAGUUGUAUGGCAAGUCCUGGCAGACACCUGAUGUGAUCCGCACCCUAAAGCGCUCUAGUGGCAGUGGCGGUAAAACGGCUCCUUUACGGCCCAGGAAUAUUCUUCCAACAUCGGCAACAACCGCUAAAAAGAAGAAGCCUCGUCCUCCGCCCGUUAGGCCAGAUGAAAGUGCACUUGGUGACUUCAGCAUUUUUACGCGUGCCCUGCGGACAAAUGAUACUCCCUUGAACUCCACUCGUCUGCCCCCCGUGAGAGCUUUCCAAACGGAGAGGCGUCCGAGGACGCAAAAGCCAGUGACACGGCCUCGGACCAAUCAUGUGGACGAGGAUCGCUGGCGGAAGCUAAUAGAUUCAGAAAGCGGCACAGAUGCCUCCGACGACGAGGAUGCGGAUGCCACGUUCAGCGAAAGUGGCUGUGAUAGCAACAGCGAUUCGGACGAGCAGGGCAAAGAGAAGGGCGGUGAUAUUACAUACCUGGAUCUGACCAAUGACGAGGUGGAGGUAGUCAGCAACCCCGAUGAGGAUUCGCAUUCGCCCAAGUUCCAUCGCCGCCUGGACGACAUUCUGCAUUCCUGUCGCGCCAGCGUUAAGGCUAAACUGCCUGCCACUCCAGCGACCCAGGCCACAACUCGCCGCCAGCUCUUCACACCAAACGCUGGCUUCGAGGACGACACGGAGGCUAAGGCGAUAGUGGACAAGGCACUGGAUUUGGACAUGCUGGAUGAAUUGGAGGGCGACUACCUACCAGGCACUCCUGUUCAUAAGCGAGUGCAGGAAAUAAAGAAGAAGCUUGGCAUUGGUCAGCAGGUACAGACAACACCCCAGGAAAGUCCGAUCCUUAAGUUGCUCACCCCGCAAACUGCGCCGCCCAAAGCCUUUGCUCCGCCCAAAACCAAAGCCCCACCCAAAUCCACUGCCCGCAAGACCAAGAAGCAAAAGGAACAGCCACCCAUUAUGACCGGGGGAAAGUGCGGCUUCUUAAAAUCACUGGAGGGACAGGUGAGCCGGGAUCGGGCGGACAACGAGGCCUUCUUUUAUCGGGAGAACUUCGCGAAGAACAAGGAUCUGCUGGCCCAGCAUCUUUACAAGAUGUUCAACGCCCAGGUGUUCAACAACGAGCUGGAUGUCCCCAUCACGUGGUCCAAACUGCUGCGCAACACAGCCGGACGGUGCAUGAACAAACGCAAACUUAACCAGCGCAGCAGUGUGGUGGAACUAAGCGUCAAAGUGCUGACCACGGCGGAUCGCCUGCGGUGUACCUUGAUCCACGAACUAUGCCAUGCCGCCGCAUGGGUUUUCAAUGGAGAGGGUGGCCAUGGAAGGGUGUGGAAGAUGUGGGCCCAGCGGGCUAACGACAAGUUUCCCGAUCUGCCGCAGAUUAAGGUCUGCCACAACUACAGCAUAGAGUUUAAGUACACCUACAAGUGCCUGAGCUGCGACAAAGCUUCACAUGCUCACUCCCGAUCCCGGAAAGUGGAGGACCUGCGGUGCAGGAUCUGCAGGGGCCCCAUUACAUUGUUUCUGAACAAAAAAGACAAGCAGGGAAACACCGUGUCUACGCCGGCGGGAGAGGCCAAGGGAUUCGCAAAGUUCGUCAAAGAAAACUUCCAGAAGCACAAACGGGAAAAUAUGACCGCCGCCCAGGUUAUGCGCAUCCUCAGCGUGGAGUACGCAAAACAGAAGGUCCAGCCGACGGGAGAGACAGCGGCGUCGAUCGCCAGCCGAGUGGAAACGCUAACUCUGAGCGAUUAGCUCAACUAGCUAUAUCUAGACACAACCAGUUAAGGACUGUUCUCCAAUGAGUUUUUCCAUUUUUUCAUUUUUAUUUU
Molecule: messenger RNA, 3270 nt
Organism: Drosophila rhopaloa
Lineage: Eukaryota; Metazoa; Arthropoda; Insecta; Diptera; Drosophilidae
Gene: Gcna
Exons: 5
Coding region: 83-3193 (1036 amino acids)
Cellular component (GO): nucleus
Source: RefSeq, a predicted model, not a curated record